GUUAAACCCCUUCUCUUUCUAAGGCGUUCCCACUCUUUCUUCGGAACUGGAAUGCUAAAAUAGAAGAAACGGAGAGUUGCAGAAAUGGGGAAUAAGAAAGAGAAGAUGAAAAUCUUACUGACAAUCGCAUCGGUUGCUGCAAUCUCAAUCUUCUUCACAGCUCAACUAUACAGAAGACGCCGAAGACUGAAAAGACCUCAAAGUUGCUGCUAUUUACACUCCGAACCAAAGCCGCAGCAGAGUUUCAAGCGGGUCUUAGCCGAUAACUCCUAUUCUCCUUUCAACCAUUUCAACCGCCAAACGGAUUCCGUUAAUGAGAAAUCUUCGAGUUUGACUCAUCCGUAUGAAGCGGAGAUAACGGCAUUGAUGGAGAAUCCUCAGCUUCUGUUUCUUAAGACUGCGAUCGACUAUUUCGAUACGAAAAUGGGCAUGCAAAUGAAUGACUCUUAUGUUUGGGUUGAAACCGAGUCGCAACUGAGUCAACUCGCUCAGGUGUUGAGCAAAGAGCAGGCUUUCGCUGUUGAUACCGAGCAGCACAGCCUACGGUCGUUUUUAGGCUUCACUGCUCUUAUACAGAUUUCUACUGAGAAGGAAGAUUAUUUAGUGGAUACAAUUGCUUUACAUGAUGCAAUGGGCAUUCUUCGUCCCGUUUUUGCUGAUCCUAAUAUAUGCAAGGUGUUCCAUGGGGCUGAUGGUGACAUUGUCUGGUUACAAAGAGACUUCCACAUAUAUGUUGUUAAUCUAUUUGAUACUGCAAAGGCAUGUGAUGUUUUGUCGAAACCCCAGAGAUCUUUGGCCUACUUACUUGAAACUUAUUGUGGUGUGGCCAAAAAUAAAAUAUUACAGCGUGAAGACUGGAGACAACGUCCGCUAUCAGAGGAAAUGGUGCAGUAUGCUUGUACCGAUGCACAUUAUCUGCUAUAUAUUGCAAAUUGUUUAAUUUCUGAGCUUAAACAACAGGACCAUGAAUAUUCAUCUUGCCCCGAUGACAAGUUCAAUUUUGUUCUCGAGGCUAGUCGACGAUCAAACAUGAUCUGUUUGCAACUCUACGCUAAAGAGAUUGAAGAUUUUCCUGGGGAGUCUGCUGCAUUAUCAAUACUUUCUCGCCAAUUGAACAGCCAAGGGGGUGCUCCUUCUACAUCCGGUGAAACCAAGUUUCAGGGUCUUGUUAGGAGAUUGUGUGCAUGGAGAGAUUUAAUGGCUCGUGUGCAUGAUGAGAGCACAAGAUACAUUUUAUCCGAUUAUGCUAUUGUUGCUCUCUCUGAAAGAGUUCCAACAACUCAAGCAGAUAUUUACAACACCAUAAUUCAAGCUGAUUUGAAUAUAGAUUCUUCCAAUCUCAGCUCUUCACUCCCAUCUCCUUCCCCUCUUGUUUGCAGUCAUUGGAUUGAUGUCCAUCAACUAAUCCAGGACAAUUCAAGCAAUCUUGAUAAAAUUUUUCCUGUGAUUCUUCAAAUUUGCUUGGGUCCAAAUGGGAGCUGUCCAUUGUCUUUAUUUAACUAUGCUUUAUUGAUGAGCAGUAGCCUGAAACUAGAAACUAGAAUAGUUUCCAAACAAAAUGGGUUCAAAAACCCAAAACAAGUUGCUAAGAAAGCUUCACGUGAGCUGUUCAUUCAAAAAUUUUCCUGCAAAUCUCCAGUUUAUCAUAAUUGUAGGAUCUAUGCAAACGAUGGGCGGUUGUUGUGUUAUUGUGAUCGCAGGAAGCUGGAAUGGUAUCUUUGUCGAGAUCUGGCAAAACUCGUUGAGGAUGACCCUCCUGCAAUAAUGCUUCUUUUCGAACCAAAAGGUCGCCCAGAGGAUGAAGAUAAUGAUUUUUAUAUCCAGAGUAAGAAAAAUAUAUGUGUCAGCUGUGGUGAAGGCAAUCACUACUUACGCUACCGAAUAAUUCCCUCAUGCUACCGAAUUCACUUUCCUGAGCACUUGAAAAGCCAUCGCUCUCAUGACAUAGUCCUGCUCUGUGUUGACUGUCAUGAAGUUGCUCAUGCUGCUGCUGAGAAGCACAAGAAACAAAUUGCUGGAGAAUUUGGAAUUCCACUUUAUGUCCGCAAGGUGGUUGAUUCAAACCAAGCACCAAUUAUAUCUGGAUCAUCUGAUUCAAUGAACUCCAAAGAUUCAGGUGUCUCUCCACUACAAUUGCGAACGGCAGCUAAGGCUCUUUUGCGUCAUGGACCUGAAAUGCCACCGAGCCGCCGUGAAGAACUGACCCAGAUUGUUAUGAGAUAUUAUGGGGGACGGGAGAUAUCCAAGGAAGAUUUAGAAAGAGCCUUGGUAGUGGGCAUGAGUCCUCAUGAGCGAAGAAGACUAGAGAAGAAGAAAGGCUUAUCUUUAAAACAUUCUACGAGGAUUCUUCCUGAUAAAAAGCAAGAAAAUAAUAAUGUGAUAAAGAUGAUAUCUACCACCUCAGAUCCACCAGAAGUUGAUAAUCCUGAUGGUUCAGAUUUUACUGCAGAUGUUUCUUAUGCAACAAGAGUUGAUACAUUAAAGGAAGACAUGGAUUUCUGUAUCGUAACAGAUACUGAUACAAGUAAUCCACCAACAUGUUCUGAUUUUGGAGUGGUGACAGUUUCAACUACAGUUUACAAUGGUAUGAAUUCACAUAGCACUGAAAUUUCUGAUGCUAAAAGUGUGUGUGUAGUCAUUUCUGAUGGAAACAUUUGUGAGAGAAGCACACAAAAUGAUAUAGUCGACUCAUCUUGUGCCGGAUAUGAUGGAAACAUCCCACUUAAACAUAAUUCAAAAUUAUCUCUACUAGGACAUGGACCACAUGGGAAACAAGUUGUGGAUCAUAUAUUAAAUGAAUAUGGAGAGGAAGGCAUUCGUCAAUUUUGUCAGCGGUGGAGACAGGUUUUUGUUGAAGCUGUUCGUCCUAGUUUUUUACCUGCUGGCUGGGAUGUACUGCACAGUGGCAAAAGAGAAUUUGGUGAGUUCAGUGUGUACAAACCUGACAAGAAAGGUGCUGACUGAUGGAAAUGUAAACCAAAGACAUGCAGUUUCAACUAUUGGCAUGACAUGCCAGUUUCCAAGCCCUUCGCCCUUUUCUAGUAUUCAUUCACCCUGCUCAAGAACUUUCAUUCAGUUGAUCCCCUUGUAAAUGCAUCCUUUGUGUUUUAUGGAGUUUAAGCUUUCUGACUGUUGUCUUUCACAAUUAUCUGGUGCAUACAGGUUUUCCUCCACGGGGAAAUAAAUUACA
Molecule: messenger RNA, 3190 nt
Organism: Theobroma cacao (cacao)
Lineage: Eukaryota; Viridiplantae; Streptophyta; Magnoliopsida; Malvales; Malvaceae
Product: Polynucleotidyl transferase, ribonuclease H fold protein with HRDC domain-containing protein
Biological process (GO): poly(A)-dependent snoRNA 3'-end processing; nuclear polyadenylation-dependent rRNA catabolic process; nuclear polyadenylation-dependent snoRNA catabolic process
Cellular component (GO): nucleolus; nuclear exosome (RNase complex)
Molecular function (GO): nucleotide binding; 3'-5'-RNA exonuclease activity; single-stranded RNA binding
Source: RefSeq, a predicted model, not a curated record